AUGACAUCUCCGCAUAAUAUUGAGUUGGAGGCAGCUAAGUUUCUGCACAAGCUCAUUCAAGAUUCGAAAGAUGAACCUGCAAAGCUAGCAACAAAACUUUAUGUGAUAUUGCAGCACAUGAAGACCAGUGGAAAGGAGCACUCAAUGCCAUAUCAAGUCAUAUCAAGGGCCAUGGAGACUGUCGUCAAUCAACAUGGUCUUGACAUUGAAGCUUUGAAAUCAUCACGACUUCCUCCUGCUGGUGGUACUCAAAUGGAAGAUUCUGGGUCUGCACAUUUGGCAGGAUCUUCUUCCCAAGUCGUUGGAGUUAGCAACGAGUCCAAAGCAAGUCUAGUUGAAAAUGAGAUGUCAAAAUAUGAUGCAUUCACUUCUGGUAGGCAGCUUGGUGGAUCAAACAGUGCAUCACAAGCAGUUUACCAAGGGUCUGGAACUCGAAGUAAUAGAUCAUUUGAUCAUGAGAGUCCAUCCAGCUUGGAUUCUAAGUCGGGAAAUUCUCAAUCUCAUGAUAGGAGUGAGACAUUGAAUCAAAGAGAUGCCAAGUCAAGUGCAAAGAGAAAGAGGGGUGAAUCAUCAUUUUCAUGGGACCAAAAUAUGGAUAAUUCUCAAAUAUUUGAUAGUCAUGGGACAGUUGAUGAUCAGACUAGAAAAGUAAGCAAAGUGGAAAUGCCUGGCAAUUCAGGUGUCAUUGAGAAUUUGCAUGUCGGAGUGUCAGAUGCAUACACGACUCCCCAGAGUGGCUGGCAAAACAGUGAAGUCACAGCAAUCAGGCCUCCUGCUCUUAGAGAUACUGGAAAAUCUGUCGCAGCAGAUGAUUCAUUGCCUUCAGGUCCGCUAUUUAAAGAGCAACAAUUGAAGCAGCUCAGAGCCCAGUGUCUUGUGUUCUUAGCUCUCAGAAAUGGUUUGAUGCCAAAGAAACUGCACAUCGAUAUCGCCCUUGGAAAUAUUUUCCCCAAAGAUGAUGGUUUCCGCAGAGAACUGUUUGAUCAGAAAGGAAGAACACAUUCUCUUAGUGAAUCGGGUAGCAUUCACGAAGUCUUGGCUCCAUCAGCAAGAAUGGAUAAUCCCACUGGAAGAUUGGCUGAAAUGGACUUUUCAUCAAAAGAAACAGAGAUACCACGAUUAGAAGAAAAAUUCUCAAAUACUGUAUUUUCCGAUGGACAAAAGCUUCUUCUGGCAUCUAAAGUUCCAGACUCUCAUGUGCAAAAUCAGACUUCUGGUAAUCACUCUGAGCUGGGUUCUUCUUCAGGUGGUCUAACCAAACACUCACCGUCCGAAAUGGUGGGGUGGGCCGGAAUUAUUAACCGUAAUGAUGUCUCAACUUCCGCUAUUCAGCUCGACGAAUUAUAUGCUUCAGAUCAAGAGGAAGGUAACAUGCAACCAUCGCCCAAGUUCACCAUGUCACAGAAAUGGAUUAUGGAUCGACAGAAUAAGAGAGUUAUGGCUGAUCGGAGUUGGGGUCUUAAACAGCAGAAAGCAGACCAGGCAAUAUGUGCACGGUUCAAUGAGUUGAAGGAAUCUGUUAGCUUGUCGGAGGAUAUAUCUGCAAAGACCAAGAGUGUUAUAGAACUGAAAAAGCUUCAGCUGUUGAAUCUUCAACGGCGCUUGAGGAGUGAGUUUCUUUACAACUUCUUCAAGCCUAUUGCUACUGAUGUUGAGAAUCUAAAGUCAUAUAAGAAACAUAAGCAUGGUCGGAGAAUUAAGCAGCUUGAGAAGUAUGAGCAGAAAAUGAAGGAAGAGCGACAGAGGAGAAUUCGUGAGAGGCAGAAGGAGUUCUUUGGGGAGAUAGAAGUUCACAAGGAAAGGCUAGAUGAUUUAUUCAAAAGUAGGAGAGAGAGGUGGAAGGGUUUUAAUAGAUAUGUGAAGGAGUUCCACAAAAGAAAGGAACGCUUUCAUCGCGAAAAGAUUGACAAAAUUCAAAGGGAGAAGAUUAAUUUGUUGAAGAUUAAUGAUGUGGAGGGUUAUCUACGUAUGGUGCAGGAUGCCAAGUCAGAUCGAGUAAAGCAACUUCUCAAAGAGACAGAGAAGUACCUUCAGAAACUUGGAUCUAAGUUGAAGGAGGCAAAAUCUUUGGCCAGUCGAUUUGAGAAUGAGGCAGAUGAGACACACACGUCAGCCGCCGUUGAGGAUGAAACUUCGGUUGAAAACGAAGAUGAGAGUGACCAGGCAAAGGCAAGUCAUCUUUCCCAAGAUAUUAUUUUCUUUCACUACCUGGAAAGCAAUGAAAAAUACUAUUUGAUGGCUCACAGGUACCAAAUGAAUGGGCUAAGGUGGCUUGUUUCCUUGUACAACAAUCAUUUGAAUGGCAUUCUAGCUGAUGAGAUGGGUCUCGGGAAAACUGUUCAGGUUAUUUCGUUGAUUUGCUAUCUGAUGGAGACAAAAAAUGACAGAGGUCCCUUCUUAGUUGUUGUGCCAUCCUCGGUUCUGCCUGGCUGGGUGUCAGAAAUUAACUUCUGGGCACCGACAAUUCAGAAAAUUGUUUAUUGCGGCCCUCCAGAGGAGAGACGCAAGCUAUUCAAGGAGCAAAUUGUUCAUCAGAAGUUCAAUGUCCUUCUGACAACAUAUGAAUAUUUAAUGAACAAGCAUGAUAGGCCUAAAUUAAGUAAGGUCCACUGGCAUUACAUUAUUAUUGACGAAGGACAUCGCAUAAAGAAUGCGUCUUGCAAGCUAAAUGCAGACUUGAAACACUACAUUAGCUCCCACCGACUCCUCUUAACCGGGACGCCGUUGCAGAACAACCUGGAAGAAUUGUGGGCUCUGCUUAAUUUUUUGUUGCCUAAUAUAUUCAACUCGUCAGAAGACUUUUCACAGUGGUUCAACAAACCAUUUCAAAGCAAUGGAGAUAAUUCUGCUGAAGAGGCGUUGCUAUCAGAAGAGGAGAAUCUGCUGAUAAUCAAUCGCCUUCACCAGGUUCUUCGACCAUUUGUGUUGCGGCGGCUGAAACAUAAGGUUGAGAAUGAACUUCCUGAAAAGAUAGAGAGACUCAUACGAUGUGAGGCUUCUGCAUAUCAGAAGCUGUUGAUGAAGAGGGUUGAGGAUAAUCUGGGCUCUAUUGGAAACGUGAAGUCUCGUGCUGUGCACAACUCAGUAAUGGAGCUACGGAAUAUUUGCAAUCAUCCAUAUCUCAGCCAACUACAUACAGAGGAGGUCAAUAGCUUAAUUCCUGAGCAUUUUCUGCCCCCAAUAAUAAGACUGUGUGGGAAGCUGGAGAUGUUGGACCGGCUCUUGCCCAAACUCAAAGCAACAGACCAUCGGGUUCUCUUCUUUUCCACAAUGACUAGGCUUCUUGAUGUUAUGGAGGAUUACCUCACCUUCAAGGGAUACAAAUACCUUAGGUUAGAUGGGCACACAUCUGGGGGUGACCGCGGUGCUCUUAUAGACGGUUUCAACAAGUCUGAUUCACCAUUUUUCAUAUUUCUUUUGAGUAUACGGGCUGGUGGAGUAGGAGUUAAUCUUCAAGCGGCUGAUACGGUGAUAAUAUUUGACACCGACUGGAAUCCUCAGGUUGAUCUACAAGCUCAAGCAAGGGCUCACAGGAUUGGCCAGAAAAGAGAUGUUCUAGUUCUUCGUUUUGAAACGGUCAAUACUGUCGAGGAGCAAGUCAGAGCUUCAGCUGAGCAUAAACUUGGAGUCGCUAACCAGAGUAUAACUGCUGGCUUCUUCGACAAUAACACAAGCGCUGAAGACCGUAAGGAAUAUUUGGAGUCCCUGUUGCGUGAGUCAAAGAAAGAGGAGGCUGCUCCAGUGUUGGGCGAUGAUGCCUUAAAUGAUCUUAUAGCCCGCAGGGAGUCUGAGAUCGAUAUCUUUGAAUCCAUCGACAAACAAAGAAACGAAGAUGAGAUGGAAACAUGGAAGAGCUUGGCGCAGGGUCCAGGGUCAAAAAGUUUUGCACCUAUACCACCUAUCCCCUCUCGCCUUGUUACUGAGGAUGACUUAAAACUGCUAUAUGAAGCAAUGAAAGUAAAUAAUGUCCCGAUGGUUGCAGUAGAAUCAAAUGUUGGCAUGAAGCGGAAGGGGCAAGCGAGCUUUGAUACUCAGCAUUAUGGAAGAGGCAAGCGAGCAAGAGAGGUUCGAUCUUAUGAAGAGCAAUUGACAGAGGAGGAGUUUGACAAGAUGUGCCAGACUGAGUCAACCGAUUCUCCCAGAGUUAAGGGAGAAGGAAAUGAAAAGAGCAUGGCAAAUGAUACAUCAAAUAUUCUGGCUGGAAACACUGGUGAAAAGAGCUUGUCAGAUGAUACAUCAAAUAUUCUGGCUUUAAACACUGGUGAAACGAGCUUGGCAAAUGAUAAAUCAGAUAUUCUGGCUAGAAACACUGGUGACACAAUGCUUCCCACAUCUCCGGCAGUGGCUCUGACUUCACAAUCUGUGGAACCUCCGCAGACAUUACAAAAGCCACUAAAAGAAGUAACAGAACCUGUAAAACGGGGCCGUGGUAGGCCAAAAAGAGCUGAUAAAACUUCAAAUCAAUUAUCUGUAUCAGUUCCAGGCAGGAAACAUGCAACAGGAGAUGCUAGAUCAUUGGCAAUUAUUGAUUCUGGUGUUGCUAUCCCUGGAGGAAAGGAUGAAACAGCUUCUCAUUCUGGUGUUGCUAUCCCUGGAGGAAAGGAUGAAACAGCUUCUCAUUCUAGUUCGUCUCGUCCCCUAACUUCGCCUGAUUUAUCUGUUCCUCCGGGUUUUCAAUCACUUCCACCCUCUAAUUCUGCUCCAAUGCCAACAAGAGGUCGGGGCAGGGGAAGAGGCAGGGGACGUGGUACAGGAAGGGGAAGGAGAGUGGAAAGUAUGUUGCAUGGUACUGACGUUUCCGUAGGUAUUGAUUCAAAGACCAAUCCUCUGAGUACUCUGAGAACUGAUACUGCCGCAUCUCUUUCUGGUGACCCCGUGGCGCCUACUUUAUUAAAUGUUCCUGUCUCGGCGGCUGAGAUCAAUGCAAAAGUCUCUAAACCUAUUGAAGGAAGUACUUCAAACCUUGAGCCAGCACCUUACGUGCAUUCCAAUACUACUGCAGUGCAGCCCUCUCCUGCUGUGUCUUUACAGGAAAAUAGUUCGCAGUGCAUUACAAAAAAGCCAAACAUAGCAGCAGAUCUUGAUGCACCACCUGGUUUUGGUUCUGGAUCAGAUGUUCAGUCACUAAAUAUGUUGGAGGAUUCCUUGGGAAAAGAAACAGCUGCUGUUAAGAACAAGCCUCAUAUUCCAGAUGUGAGAAAUAUUCAGGGUUCAGGGGUUGAAAAACAGCCAGUUCACUUACCAAGCUCUACCAGCUCUAUUUCUUUAGGUCGUCUUUCAGGUCAAAAUCAGAGAGCCAUCUCUUCUGUACCGGAAAGUCCUUCGAUAGCCUCGGUUGAGACUGGAAGAAAUAAAAUUCCAGAGGGUCAAAAUUCUACAGCUUCGGCUACUGUGACAACUGCACCUUCAGAUGCUAAUCAGCCAUCGAGUGCCCUAGCUGUUUGUUCCACUGUUGAAGCUCAAGGCGCCAGUGUUCUUUCUCCCCCUGCGACCAUGCCUGUUAAGAAGCAAGGUCGCAAGAUGCCAAGCAGGGGAGAUACUCCUAGACGCCGAGGAAGAAGACAUGCACAAGCUUUACCUGCUGUCGAUGGCUCUUCUGCACGGAGUACAAGAUCAACACCACAAAUUGAUUUUAAGGCUGGUGAUUCAUCAGGCUCCAAAAUAAUAUCAGUUGGAAAUAAAUGUGAUGCUGUUGCCCAAGAACAACCCCAUUUCAGCCAGGAAAGAAGAAAAGAAACAUCAGGUAGUGGUGGUUCUGGAAGGAAACAAACUGCUGAUGUGACUGAUGUUGCUCGUGUCAUGAAGGAGAUAUUUUCGGAGACUUCCGUGAUAAAACAUAAAGUUGGGGAGCCUUCUGAAACAACGGGAACAAAUGAGACUGACACGCAAUCCCCAGGUGGGAUGGAUUCGCACACAGUAAAGACCAGCAAGGCAGAGAAUGUGAUCCAACCUACCAACCAAAACUUGGGAGUAGCAACAUUUAUUUCCAAUAUUUCAGUCGAAAAGCAAAAGUCUGGGUCUUCAGUGAUGAUUGAUGAGAUUAUCAAACCUUCUCCUAACUUUGAGGCUUCUGCUUCUCAGUCUGAUGAUAUAACACCUCAAGAUAUGAUACUCGCAGGAUCAAAAAUUCCCGUGGGUGGAGAAUUGGUUGAGACAAACCUGAAAGUAGCAACAUCAGAUGAUCCAAACGUGGGAGUAGCAACAUCUGUUUCCAAUGUUUUAGAAGAAAAUAAAGUCUCUGAGUCUUCGUUGAUGAUUGAUGAAAUUGAAAAACCUUCACCCAGAUUGGAGGCUCUUGCUAAUCAAGAUACUAUGCACAGUAGCUCAAAAGAUCCUGUGGGUGGAAAGUUGGUUGAGACGAAUCUAAAAGUAGCAAAAUCAGCUGAUCCAAGCUUGGGAAUAGCGACAUCUGUUUCCAAUGUUUCAGUAGAAAAUAAAGUUUCUGAGUCUUCUUUGAUGGUCGAUGAAACUGUAAAACCUUCGCCUGGAGUGGAGACUCUUGUUAACCAGGAUACUAUGCUUGUUGGCUCAAAAAAUCCUGUAGGUGGAGAGCUGGUUGAGACGAGCCAGACAGUAGCCCCAUCGGUUUCCAAUAUUUCAGAAGAAAAUAAAGUUUUUGAUUCUAUGAUGGUCGAUGAAACUGUAAAACCUUCACCUGGAUUGGAGGCACUUGUUAUUCAAGAUACUAUGCUCGUUGGCUCUAAAUCUCCUGUGGGCGGAGAGCUGGUUGAGACGAACCUGAAAGUAGCAAUGUCAGCCAAUCCAAACUCGGGAAUGGCAACAUCCGUUUCCAAUGUUUCAGAAGAAACGAAAGUUUCUGAGUCUCUUUUGAUAGUCGAUGAAACUGUAAAACCUUCAGACGGAGUGGAGGCUCUUGUUGAUCAGUCUGAUGGUACUUCAGCUCAAGCCACUGAUACAAAAAGCCCUGUGGACAAGGAUUUGCUUGAGAUAAACGAAGCACGUCAACCACUAGAGUCUCGGGAUCAUGUUUAUGCGCAAAGUUUUCCAGCUUCUAAUGCUGAUUUCGCUGAGGCUUCUAACAUACAAGCAGAACCAUCUUUAUCACCUUCAGUUUCUCCAGGAGCAUUAAAAAUGACUGAAAAUAUAUUUGGACUGAAAUCAAAGGAGCCCUUGGAAACUGUUCCAGUUUGUUCUGCUGAUGAUGUUGAAGAUUCCAAAAUGCCUUCAGCGUCCAAUGAACAGAGUUCUCCAAAGAAAGCUGAGUCUCCUGAAAUUCAUGAUUCUCAUGGUGUUGAUUCCGAUUGUCGCAUAACUCCUAUUUUUUCAGCUGAGGUUUAUGAUGGCAGCAAGUUUUCUGGAAGUAGUACAGAGGUACCUGAAAAGUUGAAUGAUUCUGUGACUAAAGGCACUUUGGAGAUGAUUGUUUCCGUACCUGAAAAAGUUCUAGAAAAAGAGUGUGUGACAUCUAAUUCUGAUGAUCCGAAGUGUGUCGUUGAUCCUGAGAAAAAGGAUUCAGUAGGUGUUACGUCUCAGUGGGGUGAUGCUGCCAGAGAAACAAACGUGCCUCUAAUUCCUUCUGGCUCUAGUGAUGCUGUUGCUUCUGGAAAAGCUGAAAUAAUUCUGGCAGGCCAUGCUUUGACUUCUCCACCUGAUAUUUCAACUGAGGGAGCUCUUGCAGACCAGAUUGUAAUAGAAGAGGCUUCUUCUGGUCUCAAAAUUUCAUAUAAACCAAGCAAUGAGGAAAAUUUGGUCUCAGAUAUUCCUCGCCCUGUGUCUGGUGAUCCGAUUGGAUUGGUUGCAAACAAAGAUGGCGGCACUGAGUUGUCUAUGGUUGCUGAGGAUGCCGAGAAUGACCUUGUCAAGAUUCCUGGUGUUGAAGCAGAUUCUUCUUUGGAAAGUUGCACUGCAAUUAAGCUUGUCGAAGUACAGUUGUCGCAAGGAGAACCCUCACAUAACGGUCAUGGUGAUACACAUCAUAUGAAUAUAGUCCUGGCAGAAGAAAUACCAUCUUCAUCAAUAUGUGGCCUAUCUGAGUCUAUUGCAUCUGGGUCGACAACUGCAGAACCUCUACCGAAAGAACAGCAGGAUACAAAUCUUGCUUUUGAAGUUGCUGGUAAAAGAGAAACUAUCCCGUUGGUUGGUCCAGUGCCUGAAAAUUUGCAAGAACACGGGGAUGAGCCUGCAUCACCUCAAGAAGCAGCAAAGAACAUCGUGGAUUUCCAGUCUGAGGAAAAUCGGUCUCGGAGUAUCUUGCCAGACGAUGUGCCAGAAAAAUCAGAAGAUGAAAACUGUGAUGAAAUGGAUAUCUCCGGUUGCAGCAUUUCAGGGAAGACGCCUCAACCUUCAUCUUCUAUCCAGUCUAAGGAUGAGAAUGUCGAUAACUUGUCACAGCCUAAAAGGUGCGAAGGAUCUGGAGUAGAAAUAGCCUCUACUAUGCCGGUAAAUAAAUCAGCUAAUCUCCAGCUCUUGUCCACCAGUUUGGAUGAGCAAAAGGAUGCUGAUGAUGUAAUCAUUGAACCGGAAGAACCCAAAGAUCCUGAAGCUGGUAAAGUCGAUCAUAUUUGCAACACCGAUGUCCAGGCCUCUCCCUCUAUUUCAGCUGAAGAACAGAAAACUGGGAAUAUUAUGCAGCUAGAGGAAUGCAAAGAUCUUGAAGCUGGAAACGAUUAUACAUGUAACAGUGAGACAAGCGCUGCUAUGGACGUAGAUACUCCAGCUGAUGUCCAGCCCUGUGAGACAAGUGCUGCUGUGGACGUAGAUACUCCAGCUGAUAUCCAGCCCUGUGGGACAAGUGCUGAUAUGGACGCAGGUACUCCGGCUGAUGUCCAGCCCUCAUCGCCUCUUACAGUUGAGCGAAAGAACAUUGACGAUGAAGAACAAGUUGAAGUUGCCGGAUGUGAGAUUGCUGAUGUCUCAAGUGGGUGUUUGUCAGAACCUCAAGUUCAAUUACUUUCCUCUGCAGAGCAAGUGGGAGGUAUAGAGUCCCCUUCGUUUCUUCCAGUGAUGGAGGGAGAGAAAGCCGAGAACCCAUUGGACGAGAGAAACAUGCCUGAUGGUGAAGCCAGCCGUACAACUGUUUCGGUUCCGCUAGAGGAUUUGUCCAGAAAUCUAGUUGAAACUGAGGAGCCCACACAGAUGGGGAAAGAAGGUAAUGCAAGUGACCAUUCUGAAGAUAAUAUCACCAUAGGUGUCUUGGAGGAAAAAGAAGAAUCAAAGGGUCAACAAGAGCAUUUGUCUUCAACAUUAAUAUCUGAAGGAGAAAAGGCCGAGAACUCAUUGGACGAGAGAAACAGGCCUGAUGGUGAAGCCAGCAUUACAACUGUUUCGGUUGAGACACAGGAUUUAUCAAGUAAUCUAGUUGAUACCGAGGAACCUGCAGAGAUGGGGAAAGUUGGUAAUGCAAGUGACCAUUCUGAAGAUAAUGUGGUGGGGGAAAUAAAAGAAUCAGAGGGUCAACGAGAGCAUUUGUCUUCGACAAUAAUUUCUGAGGUAGAAAAGGAGGAGAACCCAUCGGACGAAAGAGACAUGCUUGGUGAAGCCAGUGGUACAACCGUUUCGGUGCAGCCAGAGGAUUUGUCCAGGAAUCUAGUCAACACUGAGGAGCCCACACAGAUGGGGAAAGAAGGUGAUGCAAGUGACCAUUCUGAAGAUGAUGUAGCAAUUGGUGUCUUGGGGGAAAAAGAAGAAUCCAAGGGUCAACGAGAAAAUUUGUCAUCAGCAUUAAUUUCUGAGGGCGAAAAGAAAGAGAACCCAUCGGACGAGAAAAACAGGGUUGAUGGUGAAGCCAGCGGUUCAACUGUUUCGGUGCAGCCUGAGGAUUUUUCCACAAAUGUAGUUGAGACUGAGGAGCCCACAGAGAUGGAGAAAAUUGGUAAUGCAAGUGACCAUUCUUCUGGCGAUGAUUUGGCAAUCAGUGUCUUGGGGGAAAAAGAAGAAUCCAAGGAUCAACAAGAGAAUUUGUCAUCAGCAUUAAGUACCGAGGAUGAGAAAAAAGAAACCUCCCCAAUGGAAGAUCCAACAGUUGGUGAUUUGGAUGAACUGGAAACAAACUGCUCCAUCUCAGAAUCUGACAUUAAUAGAGAAGAUGGUAAGAAAUGCGAAUCAGCUGACUUGGAUUCAGAGGCACCACCAGAGUCAGGAAACUCAGUCUCAGCUGCUAUUGAAGCAAGUUCUUCUGUUCCAUCAGAUCCCUUGGUCCCCGAAGAGAGCAAACCAGAGGAGUUAAAAGGCGGUGAAGACGUUUAG
This is a messenger RNA of Arabis nemorensis, 10206 nucleotides long. NCBI's taxonomy places the organism in Eukaryota, Viridiplantae, Streptophyta, Magnoliopsida, Brassicales, Brassicaceae. The record is from the annotation of a GenBank genome assembly.